This is a messenger RNA of Acaulospora morrowiae, 327 nucleotides long. Lineage: Eukaryota; Fungi; Glomeromycota; Glomeromycetes; Diversisporales; Acaulosporaceae. The record is from the annotation of a GenBank genome assembly.
CUGUCUUUUCAAAGGUAGAACAGAUGGAGGAAGCUUUGUUUCCACUUUCCAAUAUGUAUUGGAGACAAGCAACUAUCGACCAUUCUUUAUAUGGUCUUGUCUUGAAGAAGGAGGAGAUGGCCUUCAAAUUUAAUCUAAUAAUAAAACAUCGACAAGAUGAUAUUCUGGUCAAGAACCCGCUAACGUGGUAUACACUGGAGGAAUACAGCAGUGCUGAAGCGUCCAGAGGGCAUAUGGGCGUAGGAUAUCAUCGAGUCCGGCUUUCUGGUAAAGAACCCACUAGCAUGGUAUACACUGGAGGAGAACAGCAAGUGCUGAGACGUCCAG